Molecule: messenger RNA, 2959 nt
Organism: Acanthoscelides obtectus
Lineage: Eukaryota; Metazoa; Arthropoda; Insecta; Coleoptera; Chrysomelidae
Source: the annotation of a GenBank genome assembly
GAUGAGUGAAGUGGAACGGUUCUUUAUCUUUAACUGAUUCAAUUUUUCGGUCUCUCACAUCCUCAUCCGUUUUCAACUUGUCAAUGUCAAUGAGCUGCUGAUGCGGCAAAAUGAAAACACGAAAUAUUUGAAAAAGCCAACAAAAUAAAUCAAAAUUGAAAAUGGAUAUCAACGUAUUUUCCAGCGAGGAUUUUGAUACAAAAGCAUGGGUUAACGAGAUUUUAAAGAACCCUGAACACCAGAAUGAUAGCAACUACACAAUGUCUCUUGUGACCAAGCUACAGCUGUAUGUGCAGCAGUUAAACGCCACAUUGGAACAGACUAGCCAACAGGUACUGGGCUCUUUACCCAAGAUUAUGAGGGACACGUCCUCUUUGCAGCAGGAGGCUGUAACACUGAAACAUAAGAUGGCAACAGUAAAAGGCGAGAUAGAGCAAAUUGAAUAUGAUACUGGCAAGUCCAUUGAUACUAUUGAAAAGUUGGACAGUCUCGUGAGCAGACUAAAUGCAGCUAAACAGGGACUACAUGAGAGUGACAACUGGACUAUAUCAGUGAAUGAUCUAGAAGAGGUAUUUGAUACAAAGAAUAUAGAGACAAUAUCUAGCAAGAUUUUGAGCAUGCAGAAUUCUCUCAAGUUGUUGGUCAACAUUUCUGACUAUGAAGACAGGAAGCUGCAGUUGGAGGGGUUGAAGAAUAGACUUGAGGCAAUUGCCAGUCCUUCAAUAGUACAGGCUUUCAACACUAAUAACUUAGAUUAUGUUUCAGAACAAUCACAGAUGUACAUGAAGAUAUUUGCCUCUAUUGGCCGAAUGCCUCAACUGAUAAAGUACUAUCAUAAGUGUCAAAAAGAUGUAUUGUUGAAAAAAUGGAGAGAUCAAUUGGAACUUGAACAGGACUAUUCCACCAUUGAAUGGAUUCAUAAUUACUAUAGCACUUUGUUAUCGAGCUGGCACCAACAGAGCCGCUGGUGUAGCCAGGUAUUUCCAAGCAACGUUUCAUCUGCCAAGACCUUGCUUGACGUGUACGUUGACGUCCUCAAUUCUCUGGAUCCCAGUCUAAAAGAAUGCUGUGAUGCCGCUUUGAAACAAGUGCCUGACAAGUUAAACUUCCUCAUCGAAGUCAAAGAGAGCGCCAAACAUUUUGCAGAUAGUUUGCUGAAGGUCAUUGAUCAGAGUCAAGAUAAAAUGCCAAAAGAGAGCAUUCAGCAAUUGGAGCAAGCGAUUUAUGCUCAUUUGGUGCCUUAUGUGAGCAAAUAUAGUAGCUAUGAACAGUCUGCUCUAUUGAAAAAACUGUCACAGAUAAAUUUGAAGAAAGAACCUCCUGCCAGUGAAUGGGUGCAGUCUCUCAGUCUCAGUAUUCCACAGGUGAUGGACAUGGCACGAGAAGCAAAGAAAGAUUGUUCACUACUGACAGAAGGUUGUGGAUAUGCAGGCUUGUUGGUCGCAUUGAGAGGAUUCUUUUGGGAAUAUGCUUCUUUAUUUCAAGCUGCAUUGAGGCACAUUGAGGCAGAACACGACAGUAGGAAGCAACAAGAAGACUGGACCACAUUCCAGAUAUGUUUCAACUUAUUGCAAAAUGCAGGAGAGGUUCUAUUGAAGAUACAAGAUCUGGAGAAAGACCUCACCGAAAGCAUUCUAGAGUUGAACCAGCGAAAAAGUAGUGGUGACGUCGUCGAUUUCAAGCACCUGCUUUUGAAAGAUGCCGAUUUGAAAGAAUACGAAUCCCUGGUGAAGUGCGUCACUGAAGGUACCCAGCUUUCGUUAUUGGACCAUGUAACAAGCGAGUUCAGCAAGUUAUGCUCGGCCAUUCAUCAAACCACCUAUCAGGUUGUUUUUGCCCCAAUCGCCUCAAUUUUGGACGUGGUACAAUCUCCAGAUACCUGGGCACAACUUACAGCUUCACAUAACGCUGAUUUGCCAGACUAUAGUUUCACGCCACAAGAAUACAUUACACAGAUCGGCCAGUAUUUGAUGACUCUCCCCCAACACCUGGAACCGUUCCUGUUCAAAGAGAAUCCGUCGCUAGCAUGCGCUUUGAAGGCUACAGACCAAGAGUACGACGUGAUAUCCGAAAAUAAUGAAAGCUCGCUGGCACAUACUUUCCUGGCGAUCGUUGCUAGGGGUACUUGUCAAGGUUUCACUGACAGAAUUUUGUCCAUCUGUCAGCUAAGUCAAGCGGCCAGCAAGCAGUUGGCACACGAUAUCAACUAUUUUAACAACAUCCUGGAAGAGCUGGGAGUUCCGUUGACAGAAAGCCUGCAACAGUUGUCUGUACUAUUAAAAAUACCAUCAGAACAGUAUCAAGCUCAGAGCCAAGGUUGCUCUGCAAGGCUCGUGGCUGCCGUCAGGCAAAUGAGGAAUAUUAAAUCAGGCUCCACGUAACCACGAUCUUAAUAAGGUGCUUUGCAUAAUAAGAUUAGAACGUAAAAACACGGUAUUAUUUUAUAUUUAUAUAUGUUGGAGAAAUUAAUAAUCCAAUUGCAGAUUUAUUUAUUUUAUAAACAGACCGUGAAUCAUGAUGAUAGUUUGUGCAUUUGAAAAUAUAUUUCUGCAUUAAAUUUGUGCUUAGUUUCCAUCCCCAAAGCUCGAGUAUGAAACAGGGGCGUAGCUAUCCUAGGGCAAACCGGGGCAGUGCCCCGGGGCCCCGGCUUAUAGGCUAUGCGCCUCAAGAAUAUUGUUUUUAAGCGCCGAUCAGCAAUUAAUUCAUUAAGUACUAAUAUAACCUAGGUAUACUAAAAAGAAAAAUGAAUUAUAAAUAUAAUGAUAAAUAAUGUUUAUUUUUUAAAACGCUACAUAUUUGAGGAAAACGCUUGCGUUCCUAAAUGUAUGUAGCUAUAAUCCGUCGGACCGCGACGGGCUUGGCACCACCGCCUUAAUAUUACGUCUCGUCUUUGGGGAUUCCCCGAUCUAUUGUUUUGAUGAUUUUAACUACCCAGCCUGCCCUAUAAGAUAUUGAUAUG